Molecule: messenger RNA, 822 nt
Organism: Geosmithia morbida
Lineage: Eukaryota; Fungi; Ascomycota; Sordariomycetes; Hypocreales; Bionectriaceae
Product: Fungal specific transcription factor domain
Exons: 3
Coding region: 1-822 (273 amino acids)
Biological process (GO): DNA-templated transcription; regulation of transcription by RNA polymerase II
Cellular component (GO): chromatin
Molecular function (GO): DNA-binding transcription factor activity, RNA polymerase II-specific; RNA polymerase II cis-regulatory region sequence-specific DNA binding; zinc ion binding
Source: RefSeq, a predicted model, not a curated record
AUGGUUCAGGAGGCGUUUGCCCUGCAAGGUCUACUCACCCACGUCCUGCGUGAUACCGGCCUGGACGGCGACGAUGGCGAUGACGAGAUUAGGCCCGUCGCCGGGGAUGCCGGCACCCUGACAUGCCAGCGGCGGUCGUGGGUUGAGCGCGAAACGACUCGGAGAACGAAGCUGAUCGCAUUCACCUUUCUACACACCCACAGCCUCGCAUACGACGCGUAUCCUGUCCUACGCAGCAACGAGGUCAACUUGCGCCUCCCCUGCUCCACCAAGGAGUGGAAGGCGUCAACGCCGUGGCAGUGGCGGGCCGCAACCGAUGAUGUACCAAAACAGCAGCUCUAUCUCCAAGAAGCGCUGCCCCUGUUCCUCAAGAACGAGAGUCCGUCUGCUGCGCCUCUCGACCCCAUACCGACGCCUUUGGGCAACUACGUCCUCCUCCAGGGCCCGUAUCGACAGCUCGACACGGGCGACCCUCGACUGAUAGCCCGAUCCCUCGCCACGGCACCCGAUGUUCAGCGGGGCGACGGCAUCAUCGCCGCCCUGCUGUACGCGACGCAUAUGCUGGGUAUCCCUGUCCGUCUGGGUGUCGAUCGAGUUGCCCGAAGCCAAGCUCUCUUCCGGAGCAAUUUGAAACUCGAUCCCUGCUAUGCUUCCGCUGCGACGGCCCCGACCGACCUCGUGCAUCCGACAAAUCUUGGCCUCGCCGUCAUGGACAUCUGGGCUCACUUCUUCAAGAGUAACACCCAGCGGCCGUUUAUCAACAUCAUCGGCAACAGUCUACAGGGUUGCAGGGAUAUUCUUGUCAGGCAGGCAGCUCGGUAA